Messenger RNA from Chara braunii, 1558 nucleotides. The record is from the annotation of a GenBank genome assembly. Lineage: Eukaryota; Viridiplantae; Streptophyta; Charophyceae; Charales; Characeae.
AGAGAGAGAGAGAGAGAGAGAGAGAGAGAGAGAGAGAGAGAGAGAGAGAGAGAGAGAGAGAAGGCGGGGGACGAUCGCAGGAGAGAGGGAGGAGUAUGGCGGUGGACUUGGCAGCACUUCAGGAGGCAGUAGGAGGGGCAUUAGGAGGUUUGGUGAGCACAACGGUGCUUUAUCCUUUGGACACGUGUAAGACUAUAUUUCAGGCAGAAGCUGAGACGGGCGAUCGUCGCAAGUACAAGUCCACGUGGGACGUGUUUCGACAAUUUUUAGAGAGGCGCGAUCUGGCCUGUUUUUAUCGGGGUUUGUGGACGAAGAAUGUGCAGAGCGUCAUCUCCCAGUUCUUGUACUUUUACAGCUAUAACUAUUUCAAGCGAGCGUACUUGCGCAGAAACAAGGAGCCAACACUGGGACCAGGGGCCAAUCUUGUCGUGGCUGCGGCUGCGGGAGUUUGCACGGUGAUAGUUACCCAGCCAUUGGACACAGCAGCAGCACGGUUGCAAACUAGCCAGUCAAGCAGAAGGACAGGUAUCAAGGCUGCCUUGUGGGAGCAGAGCUGGAAAGAAGCAUACGAUGGCCUCACUGCUUCACUGCUCCUGGUGUCUAAUCCUGCAGUGCAGCGGCAGAAGCGCUGGGAAGACAAUUUGCGGAGGGCAUCAAGCGUGGCUGGAAACAGACAAAUGAAACUGCCACCUGUUGCUCUUUCAGCUUUUGCAGCAUUUUUGAUUGGCGCACUAUCGAAGACUGCAGCCACGGUGGUGACAUAUCCUAUGAUCAGGGUCAAGCUUGUGUUGCAGACGCAUGGAAAGAAGGACUGUGAUUCUGAAGACAGGAGAGAACGUCAAGCGAAGAACGUGAAGACAUUGAGGGAUGCGUUUCACCUUAUUCUAGACAAAGAAGGCGUGUUUGGCUUUUUCAAGGGUUUACAAGCCCAGGUCUUGAAAACGGUCCUCCAAGCCGCUUUGAUGAUGAUGAUAAAGGAGAAGAUCUCUCAAGGGACCUCAGUUCUUCUUCUUCUACUCCAGCGAAGCCUGAGAACAGGAAGGAGGGUCAACGGCAAUGUCGCGGUUCCUGAUUUGAAGAAGGAGACGGUUUCUUCGUCAGCUGCAUUCCACCAGAGGGUAGCUGUGAGUGUCAAAAUGAUACCAAAAGGUCCGAAACGCAUCACACAAGGGAGUGUGAGAAGUGAGGAGCCACAGACGAUUGCAAUCCAAUAGUAACUGCCGGCGAAAGAAGAAAUAAAUCCUGCCACUCAGACCAAGAGCAUCGAAAAUACAAAGAGAGAAUAGGGUGGAAAAGAAUAUAAGGCACUGCUACUAAGCUCUGUAUUCUUCCUGUCAAGAUCGAAGAGAUCAAGUUGUUGCCCGAGGAGCAACGAGAACUACUCUGUGUGCCGUAACGAAGGCACCACAGCAGUGUGCAAUUCAGUUUGGCUUUCUGCCAACAAUCUUCGCGACAUCCGUUAAAAGGAUUGGAACGAUACAGAGAAAGAAGAUUAGCAUGGCCCCUCCCUGCGCAAGGAUGACAUGCAUAAAUCGAGAAAUGAAACGGCUACGGGCGU